UUCAAUUUUAUAAAGAUAUUAAACAUAACACUAAAAAAUAAAAUUUGUGACAAUAAAAAUAAAAUAAUAUAAUAAAUGGAUCAGAAUAAAUAAUAGACUUAGGAUGAAAAUUUGUGUCUAGUAUGUUUUAUAAGAGAAGCUGAUCCUAGCAUAAUAUCUGAUUUAAAAAUAUGUAAAGAAUGCUUCUAGGUAACAAGCAAGAUGAUGAACGAAUUCAAGUAAAGCAGAUUUAUGUAGGGUAAAAAGUAUGUAGAAAUAAGUGAAAUUAUAAAAGAUAAGCUUUAUUUAGGAAAUGAAGACGCUGCAACUAGCAAAAAAGAUUUAUAGGAGAGAGGAAUUACUCAUAUUUUAGUCGCAGGUAGCUAACUUGAUUAAUACUUUAAAUAAGAUUAUACAUAUCUUUAAUUAGAGCUCGCUGACAGUAUCAAUGAGAAUAUAUCCAAAUUUUUUAAAGUUUCAAAUUAAUUUAUAGAAAAUGGUAAUGUUGUAUAUGUCCAUUGUGCAGCAGGAGUUUCUAGAAGUGCCACGCUCGUUAUUGCAUAUUUGAUGUAAAAAAAUAAAUGGACUUUUGAUUAAGCUUUUGAGUUUGUAAAAAGUAAAAGACAAGUUAUUUGUCCUAAUUCAUCCUUUAGAUCUUAACUAAAAGAAUAUGAAAAUAUUAUUUUACAAUCUAAUUAAUAAGAAAACGCAUAAAUUGUAUGA
Molecule: messenger RNA, 702 nt
Organism: Tetrahymena thermophila SB210
Lineage: Eukaryota; Ciliophora; Oligohymenophorea; Hymenostomatida; Tetrahymenidae
Product: tyrosine phosphatase
Exons: 1
Biological process (GO): protein dephosphorylation
Cellular component (GO): cytoplasm
Molecular function (GO): protein tyrosine/serine/threonine phosphatase activity
Source: RefSeq, a predicted model, not a curated record